Messenger RNA from Zophobas morio, 511 nucleotides. RefSeq lists its product as uncharacterized. The coding region runs from base 171 to 446 and encodes 91 amino acids. Lineage: Eukaryota; Metazoa; Arthropoda; Insecta; Coleoptera; Tenebrionidae. The record is from RefSeq and is a predicted model, not a curated record. The transcript is spliced from 4 exons.
UUGAUGGGUCGGGGCAAUUUGCACUACCAUAUCCACACGUAUGCGUGCUGCCGGAGAUUACCAAAACGAUAAACUUAUUGAAUGGCGAAGGCAACUACUUUCUAAAAGCUGCGAAAAACGUGCCCCGAAUCGGCAGAAGUAACUCCAACAAAAACACAAACAUUGACGAAAUGGGAAAAUUUUUCAUGAAGGCGUCUAAAUCCGUACCGCGAAUUGGACGUCGGAAUGAGAACUUCGAAUACGGUCAGGGUGUUGAAAAAAGAGACCAGGGGGCGAUUUGGUCGGAUAUCGCUGAUCGUUUCGAAUACGAACCUGAACUAUUGACUUCGCCCGAAAUUUUGGAACAGCUGGAAAUGGGAGACGAUCCUUCGGCCUACGACUGGGACCACGCACGCGCUAAACGAGAUAGUUACAGAAAACAUCAAAAAUUCCAAUAUUCGAUGUAAUGCAGCACAAUUAUUUGGUGUUAUUGGUAAAAAUGCUUAUAUAUGUUAAUGAUGUAUUUAACGAC